Molecule: messenger RNA, 3756 nt
Organism: Galeopterus variegatus (Sunda flying lemur)
Lineage: Eukaryota; Metazoa; Chordata; Mammalia; Dermoptera; Cynocephalidae
Gene: XPOT
Product: exportin, tRNA
Exons: 24
Coding region: 90-3185 (1031 amino acids)
Biological process (GO): intracellular protein transport; tRNA re-export from nucleus
Cellular component (GO): cytoplasm; nuclear pore; nuclear matrix
Molecular function (GO): small GTPase binding; tRNA binding
Source: RefSeq, a predicted model, not a curated record
GAAAAGUUAGGGCUUAAUGUUUUAAGUAUGUUGCUAGCCUUCCCCAGAGCCUUUUCAAGAUGCGUAAGUGUUUACCGCAUUUGUAACAAAUGAUUAAGCCUGCACAGCUAAAUCGUGUUGGAAUAUGUGUUCCCGCACAGCCUUUUCCUGGGAAAGUUACACAUGUUCGUGGAUUCUUCUGUGGGAUCAGAGGGCACGCCUAUUGUGAUCAGAAAACUCCAAGUAUAGCAGCAGGGAUGGAUGAACAGGCUCUUUUAGGGCUAAAUCCAAAUGCUGAUUCAGACUUUAGACAAAGGGCACUAGCCUAUUUUGAGCAGUUAAAGAUUUCCCCAGAUGCCUGGCAAGUGUGUGCAGAAGCUCUAGCCCAGAGGACAUACAGUGAUGAUCACAUAAAGUUUUUCUGCUUUCAAGUAUUGGAACAUCAAGUUAAAUACAAAUACUCAGAACUAACUGCUGUUCAACAACAACUAAUUAGGGAGACUCUCAUAUCUUGGCUUCAAGCUCAGAUGCUGAAUCCUCAACCAGAGAAGACCUUUAUAAGAAAUAAAGCAGCCCAAGUCUUCGCCUUGCUCUUUGUUACAGAAUAUCUCACUAAAUGGCCCAAGUUUUUUUUUGACAUUCUGUCAGUAGUGGACCUAAAUCCAAGGGGAGUAGAUCUGUAUCUCCGUAUCCUCAUGGCUAUUGAUUCAGAGUUGGUGGAUCGUGAUGUGGUGCAUACAUCAGAGGAGGCUCGUAGGAAUACCCUAAUAAAAGAUACCAUGAGGGAACAGUGCAUUCCAAAUCUGGUGGAAUCAUGGUACCAAAUCUUACAAAAUUAUCAGUAUACUAAUUCAGAAGUUACAUGUCAGUGCCUUGAAGUAGUUGGGGCUUAUGUCUCUUGGAUAGACUUAUCUCUUAUAGCCAAUGAUAGGUUUAUAAAUAUGCUGCUAGGUCAUAUGUCAAUAGAAGUUCUACGAGAAGAAGCAUGUGACUGUUUAUUUGAAAUUGUAAAUAAAGGAAUGGAUCCUGUUGAUAAAAUGAAACUAGUAGAAUCUUUGUGUCAAGUAUUACAGUCUGCUGGGUUUUUCAGCAUUGACCAGGAAGAAGAUGUUGACUUCCUUGCCAGAUUUUCUAAGCUGGUAAAUGGAAUGGGACAGUCAUUGAUAGUUAGCUGGACUAAAUUAAUUAAGAAUGGGGAUAUCAAUAAUGCUCAAGAGUCACUACAAGCUAUUGAAACAAAAGUGGCACUCAUGUUGCAGCUACUAAUUCAUGAGGAUGACGACAUCUCCUCUAACAUUAUUGGGUUUUGUUAUGAUUAUCUUCAUAUUUUGAAACAGCUUACAGUGCUCUCGGAUCAGCAAAAAGCCAAUGUAGAGGCAAUCAUGUUAGCCGUUAUGAAAAAAUUGACCUAUGAUGAAGAAUAUAACUUUGAAAAUGAGGGUGAAGAUGAAGCCAUGUUUGUAGAAUAUAGAAAACAACUGAAGUUACUGUUGGAUAGGCUUGCUCAAGUUUCACCAGAGUUACUGCUGGCUUCUGUUCGCAGAGUUUUUAGUUCUACACUGCAGAAUUGGCAGACUACACGGUUUAUGGAAGUUGAAGUAGCAAUAAGAUUGCUGUAUAUGUUGGCAGAAGCUCUUCCAGUAUCUCAUGGUGCUCACUUCUCAGGUGAUGUUUCAAAAGCUAGUGCUUUGCAGGAUAUGAUGCGAACUCUGGUAACCUCAGGAGUCAGUUCCUAUCAACAUACAUCUGUAACAUUGGAAUUCUUCGAAACUGUUGUUAGAUAUGAAAAGUUUUUCACAGUUGAACCUCAACACAUUCCAUGUGUACUAAUGGCUUUCUUAGAUCACAGGGGUCUGCGGCAUUCUAGUGCAAAAGUACGGAGUAGAACUACUUACCUGUUUUCUAGAUUUGUCAAAUCUCUCAAUAAACAAAUGAAUCCUUUCAUUGAGGACAUUCUGAAUAGAAUACAAGAUUUAUUAGAGUUUUCUCCACCUGAGAAUGGUUACCAGUCCUUGUUGAGCAGCGAUGAUCAAUUAUUUAUUUAUGAGACAGCUGGAGUGCUGAUUGUUAAUAGCGAAUACCCAGCAGAAAGGAAGCAAGCUUUAAUGAGGAAUCUGUUGACUCCACUAAUGGAGAAGUUUAAAAUUCUGUUAGAAAAAUUGAUGCUGGCACCAGAUGAAGAAAGGCAGGCUUCUCUAGCAGACUGUCUCAACCAUGCUGUUGGAUUUGCCAGUCGAACCAGCAAAGCUUUCAGCAACAAGCAAACUGUGAAACAGUGUGGCUGUUCCGAAGUUUAUCUGGACUGUUUACAGACAUUCUUGCCAGCCCUCAGUUGUCCCUUACAAAAGGAUAUUCUCAGAAGUGGAGUUCGCACUUUCCUUCAUCGAAUGAUUAUUUGCUUAGAGGAAGAAGUUCUUCCGUUCAUUCCAUCUGCCUCAGAACACAUGCUCAAAGAUUGUGAAGCAAAAGAUCUCCAGGAGUUCAUUCCUCUUAUCAAUCAGAUUACAGCCAAAUUUAAGAUACAGGUAUCCCCAUUUUUACAACAGAUGUUUAUGCCCCUGCUUCAUGCAAUUUUUGAAGUGUUGCUCAGACCAGCAGAAGAAAACGACCAAUCUGCUGCUUUAGAGAAGCAAAUGUUGCGGAGGAGUUACUUUGCUUUCCUGCAAACAGUCACAGGCAGUGGAAUGAGCGAAGUUAUAGCAAAUCAAGGUGCAGAGAAUGUAGAACGAGUGCUGGUUACUGUUAUCCAAGGAGCAGUUGAAUAUCCAGAUCCAAUUGCACAGAAAACAUGUUUUAUCAUCCUCUCAAAGUUGGUAGAACUCUGGGGAGGUAAAGAUGGACCAGUGGGAUUUGCUGAUUUUGUUUAUAAGCACAUUGUUCCUGCAUGUUUCCUAGCACCUUUAAAACAAACCUUUGACCUGGCAGAUGCACAAACAGUAUUGGCUUUAUCUGAAUGUGCAGUGACACUGAAAACAAUUCAUCUCAAACGGGGCCCAGAAUGUGUUCAGUAUCUUCAACAAGAAUACCUGCCCUCUUUGCAGGUAGCUCCAGAAAUAAUUCAGGUACUGCAGAUGGAGAAGUGCCCCUGCAUGGGCAUGGCAGCAGCUCAACAUCAAGGAGAAACAAGAGAGCAUCAGAUGCCACUGCCCCUGGUGGAUCUCCACUUCUCUUCAGCACCAUUUCCACUUCUAAAUCGCUUUGGAUAGUAUGGACACUCUAGCAAUGUUGAGUCUUCCAACCCAUGAACACAGAUGUCUACCAACAGUGUUUUUUAAAAGCUUAUAAUGCUGAUUCUUAAGAGGCUUUGAAGGGCAGGCCGUGGCUCACUUGGGAGAGCGUGGUGCUGACAACACCAAGUCAAGGGUGAAGAUCUUCUUACCAGUCUUCUUUUAAAAAAAAAAGAAAAAAGAGGCUUUGAAAAAAUUGAGAAAUAAGGUAGAUGUCACAUAAGGGUAAUUUAUAAUUACUCUUUUUUAAUGAACUUAACUCAUUUGUAAUGAAUUUAUGAUCUCAUUUCAUGACAUACUACCUUUAAUUUCAGAGAUAUUAAUGACUUUCUUGGUUAUCAUUUGUAUAUAUAAGUAAACUUAAAAGUUUAGUGAAACAGUAAAUUACUAAUAACUCAUGUUAUCUUAGUGCCCAUCAAAAGUAGAAAUAUACCAUUCAGUUUACAGCUAAUACUCUUCUAGAUUGCGAAAUGUUUCAUAUAUGCCUUGUAUUAGUCCGUUUUGUGUUGCUAUAACAGAAUACCUGAGACUGGGUGAUUUAUCAAGAAAA